AACGCUGCACUAGUUAGCUCGCUGGAGAGAGAGAACACGAACACACAAAAGGAAAUAGUAGUUUUCCGUACGAAUCGAGCCCAGCCCAGAAAAGCAAAAAAGGCAACUGACUCGCCAGCGUUUGCAAUUUAAAAAAAACUUGAGUCAACCACUUCCCUCUGCACAACAUGCAAACCAUCAAGUGCGUGGUCGUCGGCGACGGAGCCGUGGGCAAAACCUGCCUGCUAAUUUCGUACACAACCAACAAGUUCCCCUCGGAAUAUGUGCCCACGGUUUUCGAUAACUACGCGGUGACCGUGAUGAUCGGUGGUGAGCCAUACACACUGGGCCUGUUCGAUACGGCCGGCCAGGAGGAUUACGAUCGACUGCGCCCGCUUUCGUACCCGCAGACAGACGUCUUCCUUGUCUGCUUCUCGGUGGUCAGUCCGAGUUCCUUUGAGAAUGUAAAGGAGAAGUGGGUGCCCGAGAUCACACACCAUUGCCAAAAGACACCGUUCCUGCUGGUGGGCACACAGAUCGAUUUGCGUGACGAAACCAGCACGCUGGAGAAGCUGGCCAAGAAUAAGCAGAAGCCCAUUACCAUGGAGCAGGGCGAGAAGCUGGCCAAGGAGCUGAAGGCCGUCAAGUAUGUCGAGUGCUCGGCCUUGACACAGAAGGGCCUGAAAAAUGUAUUCGAUGAGGCCAUUCUGGCCGCCUUGGAGCCACCAGAGCCGACAAAGAAAAGGAAGUGCAAAUUCUUAUAAUUCUUUAGCCCUUCCCUUCACAACACCCUUGUCCCCCUUACAUGAUGUGUAUCCUCCCUUUCACUUUUGGCUUUCUACAACUAUCGCAAUGAGACUCCUUCCCAGCCUCCUUCUUCGUCCGUCGGGGAAGCGUUCAAUAUAUAUACCCAUAUAUAUGUAUAUGUUUUGAUUAUGUUAUUCCGCAAUCGUUUCCGCCGGAGCCGCCCAGUCCAGCCCAGUCUCUCUUUAUCUCUCUGCCGCUGUGCGUGUGUAUUCCGUGUCUAUGUCAGUAGAGUCUGUGCUCCUCCUACCCGGGAGUUGUAAAAUAACCCCGGAUUAUAGUCGGAUUUUAUGAUUUACCCACUGUCCCAGCCGACUGGGCAGUUGCUUUUUAACUCGGGACAGUCUUCCGCCACAAAAAAAAAAAAACAAUAUAUAAGAAAAACCUCUUCUAUCCCAAGCCCAGCCAAUUCAAAAGCCCGCCCAGCAGGUGAAAUCAAAACAAGACCUUCAUUUCUGCUCGCAUUCUUGUUUCUGGCGCAAUUUUCUUAUUAAGUAAAGAGAGAAAAACACAAUAUCAAUAUAGCGAAAACAAAUUAUUUAUAUAUAUUUCUUUAUAUAUAUACAAGGAUUAAGAGAAAACAACAAAUAUAAAUUUAUUAUAAAUCAAACAAUCCAGAACAAAACAACAAAAACAAAACAAAAAAGUAAGGAAAAGAAAGGGAGAAGCGAAAAGAACCAUGCAAUUUUUUUGUUUUGCAUCAGUCGAUAAAAAAAAAAAAACACUUGUAAUCCAAGUCGAUAGUCCCAAGAGCAACGUGAAAAAUAUGAAAUGUGAAGAUUAUAUAAAAUAUUUAUGAUAACUGAUGGCGUAAUGUUCAAACAACGGAGGUAGGAAGGAAUUCGCUAUGAAAGUGAAGCUUAUUAUGUAAUAAAACUAAGAGUAUGAGUAUUGAAAUAUGAUUAAAAAUAAAUUAAAAGAAAAAGAAAUAUAAACAAAAGCAAAACUAGGCGUUGCACCACAAAACACACAUCUGAAAUCUACAAUCUUUAUAAAUAUAUAUAUAUAUAUAUUUAAAUAUGUAUAACCCAUUAAAGUAUAACAAUAAAACAAAACGGCAACAGCAAGAAAGAAAUUUGUAUUGUAGUUCAGCGAGAAACAACAAAGAUGAAAAGAAAAUACGAACUAAUGCAUUUUUUAAUAUUUUUAUAUGUAUACAUUAUCAAUUUUUACAUUUUUUUCUAGACCUUAGAGAUUUAACAUAAUUGAUUUCAGAUAAUAUCUUAUAAUAAAACGAAAUCCAAAACGAA
This is a messenger RNA of Drosophila ficusphila, 2033 nucleotides long. RefSeq names its product cdc42 homolog (gene Cdc42). The record is from RefSeq and is a predicted model, not a curated record. NCBI's taxonomy places the organism in Eukaryota, Metazoa, Arthropoda, Insecta, Diptera, Drosophilidae. The coding region runs from base 168 to 743 and encodes 191 amino acids. Gene Ontology annotation, molecular function: GTP binding; GTPase activity. The transcript has 3 exons. Gene Ontology annotation, biological process: small GTPase-mediated signal transduction.